Messenger RNA from Dalotia coriaria, 1451 nucleotides. RefSeq lists its product as uncharacterized. The record is from RefSeq and is a predicted model, not a curated record. Lineage: Eukaryota; Metazoa; Arthropoda; Insecta; Coleoptera; Staphylinidae. Gene Ontology annotation, cellular component: extracellular matrix. Bases 1 to 1260 code for a protein of 419 amino acids. The transcript has 3 exons.
AUGAAGUUACUGGUGCUUUUUGGAUUUUUCUCCAGCGCGCUCCUGGCGAGCGCCCUGGAAGAUCCGGAUUUAAUCCGCCAUGGCGGAGAUGCUAAAGCUUUGGCUUUAGGCUUGCCGCCGUCGGGAGGAUAUCACUCGCACUCUCAUUCGCACUACGCCCAUUCGGCGCCGGUGUAUCAUGCGCCAGCUUAUCAUAGCUACCAUUCCGCACCUGUAGUACACUCAGCCCCGGUUUACCACCAACAACAAGUUGCGGCCCCAGUGCUUAAACUUCACCACCAUCCUCAAAGUUAUGCCGUCACCAAAGGCUUAAGCGAUUUUGGUGGACAACACUAUGCGAAACUUGCGCAUGUUGCUCAUGUUGCCCCAGUGGCUAAAAUUGCUACUCCAGUGACUUAUGCCGCUGCAACUACUCAUUCCGUCUCUUCCGGAUAUCACUAUCCAGCUCCAUCGAAACAACUUGCUCUUCCGGUAGCCGUCAAAGAACCUGACAACGGAUAUCUCCCAUCUCUUCCUGGAACCUUUAAAUCUUAUUCUUCCGGAAAUUCUUAUGCUCAUAUCUCUGCUCCGGUUGUUUCUAAGUUGACUUAUUCUGCCCCUGCCCCCGCCCCAGUUUACAACUAUAAGGUUGCUGUACCAGCACCUGUUGUGAAAUAUACUCCAGCUCCUGCUCCAGUUGUCAAAUACACUGCACCAGUUAUUAAUUAUCAUGCUCCCGCGCCAGUGGUCAAGUAUGAAGCUCCAGUUAUUAAGUACGCCGCUCCUGUAGUGAAAUAUGAAGCUCCUGUAGUUAAACAAGUAUAUCAAGCCCCGAGUUAUCAUCAUGAUGCCCAUGCCAGCAGUCACAGUUAUCAGCAAUAUGCUUCUCAUAUUUCCCACGUGGCUCCGGCCAAGAUUGUUGCUCCGAUUGCUCCGGUUCAUCACCAUGUUCCGGUAUAUCAACAUCAUGCUGCUCCGGUGCACCAUGUUGCUCCCAUCAAGGUUGCUGUCCACUCUGAUGAUCAUCAUCACACUCAUCAUUACGAACAUGGCGAGGACCAGAGCAAAUAUUAUGAUGCUCAUCCACGUUACGCCUUCGAAUAUGGCGUCGAGGAUCAUCACACUGGAGACAUCAAGAAUCAAAAGGAGGAGCGUGAUGGCGACAAUGUUACCGGUUCGUACUCUCUAGUGGAACCCGAUGGCAAUGUGCGUACUGUGCAUUAUCAGGCUGACUGGAAAACGGGCUUCCAUGCUCAAGUGACCAACUCCAAGAAGCACUAAUCAUAGGACGAAAAAGCGCGCUUUCUUCUUAAAACCCGUAGUAUUUAAUUGAUAACUCAUAGUUACCAACACGUUAUUUUUUCUACAAAGUUACCAUUUUAACUAUUUUUGUACGCAAAUGUUUAUUUUUUAUUUAUAGAAGUUACCCUAGUCUUAAGAUAAAACAAAACGAAACAUAAGAAUACAUGUCA